GGCAGUUGUAAAGUAAAUCUGACUUUCUUAAGAUUCACAUGUUUUUAAGUUAGAUUCCUUCAGAUUUAACUCUUACAUGCUGUUUCCAUAUGUAGAUGGUGUUUGUGCUGCAUAAGGUUACUGUAGUUACCAUGUUAAAAUUACUGUUGUGGCUCCUUUAUAAAUGUUGUGCUUGCUGAUGCAUAGGAUUUUGAUGGCGUUUUGAUGAAUGUGUUGAAACUGGAGUCAGGUAUUUUUGGAUUUCCUACUCUUCACAUGUAGGUAAAAAUUCAUUUUGCUUAUAUCGCUUUUAGGACAGAAAGCGUCUUGCAUGCUGAAAUUGCACAAUAUGAAGAAGCUGAGAAGUUUUGUAUCCAGCUGAUCAGUGAGUUUCUUCAGAGUUAUGGCCUGGUCUCCACACUUCAGGCAUUCACCAAAGAGUGCACCGAGUUGGGAUAUGUUGUACCGCUUACCACAGAGAAGGACCGCAUCAAGAAAGAGAGCCUGUUAAAAAUACUGGAGCAUUUUGCUCAUAGAAAUCUGAACAAUUUCUUUGAUGCAUGGCAGGUCCUUGUGCCGCCAUCCAUACAAGAGAAGCUGGAGUGUAAGAAGCUGACCUUCUACCUACACAUUCACUUCGCUGUCUUGCCCCUGAGGAAGAGAAUCAAGGCCGCCGUGCUUGACGGCAAUGCGUCCAUACAGUCAGGCGACACCAGUACAGGGCAGAGACGUGAGCAGGUGCUGGAUCAGAGUGAACAGUUGCAGACUGAGGAGAUGGAAGGAGAGUCAGAGACUGAUGACACCCAUGGGAUGGAAGUGUUGAGGCACUUCCUGGAUUCGAAGGGCACUGAGUUCAGUGCUGAACCUGAGUUCCUGCCGUACUAUGCCCUCCCAUUCGUCAGUGACCCUGUGUCUCAUCCUUCAUUCCAGGAGCUCUUCAUGGAGAGCUGGGUGAAGCGCUUGACGGGAAAUUUGCGAGACUUUCUUGUGAAUCACAGCUGGGGGUCAGCAGUGGCACCACGACUGCUCAAGCUGGGGCUCGAGGCCCAGUGCAACACAGCACACAAGGCAUAUGCACAACUGCUGGAGGCCAACAGGAACUUGAAGCAGCUCAAGCGAAGGUACCAGAGACUUUACAAGGAUCAUCACAACCUUCUUGGUGUUGCUGCAGAGCUGACAGGCGCACUGGAGAACUCUGUGAAGGGGCAGGCUGUAGACUUAAAGGCGACCCUGGACAACUGCACCAAGAUCUUCCCAGACCUCUUCACCAAGUCACCAGGAACAGAACAGCAGUCAGAGGUGACCACAGUGAUCAGUGUGACAAGGGAAUCAUCACUGUCCUCACCAUGUGCUGCUGGUGGCACUAGCAUUCACAAGGCUGGCAAGGCAACGCCAGAGGAUGCCAUCUGUCGCCCAGUACCCCAGAGUCAAGAGGACCACCCUGCCAUAGGCUUUGACCUGGACUUCCACAAGAUAAAGUGGAACCUGUCGUGUGGCAGCAUGAAAACCAAGCUGCUGCUGUUCCAAGCUCUCAGAUGGCGCAUCACCAAGAGUCCCCCUGAAGACAGAGACCUUGUGGUAGCAUCAUACUUCCGUCGUGAUAUCCUGAGCCUCCAUCAUUCUCCACAGCCCUCCCCUGUGCAGCUACCCCUCUCUGCACACUUUAACCCCACACAUGCAUCCACCCCCCAUCCCUUACAGCAGGCUGCAGCUCGGCUAGUCAAUACUGUGGCCUCUCUGCGCUGUGGACGGGACUAUCUCUGCUCUGCAGGAUCUGGGGUUCUCAGGGUGCUGGUACACUGCCUGCAGGGUGAUAAGGGCAUUAAGAUAGACGAUGUGACAGCUGACAUGAUCUUGGCAACACUACAGAAACUCAGCUUGAGGCAUAGCCAGCGAGUGGGGAUGAUAGAGCUGGGGCUAGUGGAGUGGUUGAUCAAACAUCUUAGUGCCAACAUGAACGCUAUGAAGGCCUACACUCUGGAGUAUAGCACUGCACUACUCAUGAACCUCUGUCUUCACCGCAGUGCCAAGGAGCGCUGUGUGCCUGUUGCCAAGACGGUGCUGAAACUGCUGAUCACACUGCUGGGCACCAAAAUGACACAGGCCAUCCCAUAUGUGAACGGAGCCCUGUAUAGCUUGCUUGCACAUCCACAGAUCAAUGACGAGGCCAAGCACAUGGGUCUUUGUGACAUGCUUGAGUUCUACCUUAAGAACAGUGACGGGGAGAUGAGCAAGCAGCUGGAAUACAUCUUGAAGCUGCAUCGAGGGCACUGCCAGCCAGACCACAGUUCUACUUCUGACCAGGAGAAUGGUGAUGAUGACAUGGAGGAGAUGGAUCUGCUGGAAGAGGAACUCGACAGCAAUGACCCAGUGCACAGCCUACAUGGCGAGUUGAGUGGAGACCAGCUACUGUACCAGCAGUAUCGGCUGGUGUUUCCAUACCACGGGGUUGUGCACACAUCCUCCUCAUCCACAGCGCAGUCUGCUGGAGAUGUGGUACUGCGUCCCACAACACCUCGGCUCCAUUCUCUUGGGUCUUCAGAAGGGAAGUAUGUCUCAUAUAAGUCUGCCACCUCAAUGGAGCCUAGCCACCAUGAAAAGAAUGGAGCAGAAGUGUCAGAAACAUGCUCGAAGAUGUGUGACUCGUGAGUAGUGUGUGCAGUUGUAAAGCGUAUGUUGUCUCGGUAACUGAAUGUUGAGUCACAAGUCAUUUGUAAGGAUAUGAUGAAUUGUCUAGGAACUGUGUGUUGUGUUUGUGUUGACCAGUGUGAUCUUGGAGAGUCUAGAACAAGAGGAG
Cryptotermes secundus is the source of this 2776-nucleotide messenger RNA. RefSeq names its product lisH domain-containing protein ARMC9. Gene Ontology annotation, biological process: cilium assembly. Bases 754 to 2628 code for a protein of 624 amino acids. The transcript is spliced from 13 exons. Gene Ontology annotation, cellular component: centriole; ciliary basal body; ciliary tip. NCBI's taxonomy places the organism in Eukaryota, Metazoa, Arthropoda, Insecta, Blattodea, Kalotermitidae. The record is from RefSeq and is a predicted model, not a curated record.